Astrephomene gubernaculifera is the source of this 4930-nucleotide messenger RNA. The record is from the annotation of a GenBank genome assembly. Lineage: Eukaryota; Viridiplantae; Chlorophyta; Chlorophyceae; Chlamydomonadales; Astrephomenaceae.
CUAGAUCAAACAUUUUCGGCCUUCCUGAACCUUGUUAGCAAAUAGUAACCUUCACGCGCAUAGACGUGUUGCGCCUAGCAAAGGCUUCAGUAUCCUGAAUGGCUGCCGACCAGGAAAGCGUGCGGAAGGCCUUGCAAAAGGAGGCUGAUGUCUAUCGUGGUUUCCAAGCAGAACUACAAAAGUUAGCGAACGGCAAGCGGGACAUCACAGCUCGGUACCAGGAGACGGAGACAGUACUGGAGGAGCUGAAGCUGCUGGACGAUGAGGCUAACGUGUUUAAGGCGGUGGGGCCAGUGCUGGUGAAGCAGGACCUCGUGGAGGCCCGUGCCAACGUCACGAACCGCCUGGAGUUUAUGAAGAAGGACAUGGAGCGGUUAGAUAACCAGAUUAAGGGCGUGGAGAGCAAAAUGCUUGACCGGGAGAAGGAGAUCAUGAAGCUCCAACGGAAGCUGCAGGGCGCAGCGGCUGGGGCGCAAUAAAGGCAGGAGUGCUUCUGGAAGUAGUUGCAUUCAGGGCAAUGGGGCAGUUGGGGUCUUACAUGGUGAACUAGAGGCGGGCACGACGCGUUGUGGCAUUUGACGUAUAUAGCUUCUGUCCGUACAGGAUCAUGUCUUCCGUAGAUGUAACAUGUUUGAUAGCGCCCCUCUUAAGGGGACCUUGGUUUGGUUGAGGAGGGCGCCUGGGUGCCGGGACAUAGGCGUCCUGAAUCGCACACAAUUAGGCGGAGUUGGUGUCCCGCCCCAGCGGGUAGGGCGUUGAGCGGUACCGGUUGACGGUACCGGGAUGACGUUUACGGAGGGCCAUGGACUCGUUGUGCAGCGAUGGCGAUUGGCGGCGGCAGCUUUGGUGGCGGUGGUUGCCGUACCCUAACUUGUAGCUGGGUGUCGUACUUCUGUUACAUCUACGUGCUAGAUGGCGUUUUCCCCUAGUGUUGCGCGCUGUUAAACAGAAUAAUCUUUUGACAAAUGUGCACAUCCUAGGAUUUACCUUUGGAGGCUAUUUGUUUCUAGAAACAAAGGCGAAAUGGCUGUGGCUUCGGUCCCUGGCAUGCCUGACCUUCAGCUGCGCAUGAGCAAGAAGAUAGCGCAGCUGACGAAGGUCAUUUAUCACCUAAACAACAAGAACGAGGAUAAUGAGCUUGACCUCGCGGAGCUGGCAGAGCAAUAUGAGACCGAAAUAGAGCAAAUAUUACGGGACACUGCUGAUAAGAUCAAUCACUUUAAGGCGCAACUUGAUAUAGCCAAUGACGCGGCCCGGAUAGCGGAACUUAACAAGCAACUGGAAGCAAAAUAUGAAGACGAGCGACGCCGAUGCUUGAACGAAAUCGAGUCUAUCCGGAAGAGGGCCGCCGAGAAGGAGGCAGCUAUCCAGAAGGCGGCCACCAAGCAGAUCGAGGGGCUGCAAUCUCAGGUGGACGAGUUGCAGCGGCAGCUGCAGGCGCGCAUCCGCGAGGUCAACGAGAUGUCCACCAACGCCACCGCGAGCAACCAAGAGCUCCAGGAGGCGCUGGCUCGCGCGCGCCAGGAGACGGAGGACGCCAUCCAGACCCACAACCGCCGCUACAACGACAUGCUGGCGGAGCGCAUGCGCCGCGAGGACGAGCUGGAGGAGCAGCUGGCGGCGCUGAGGGCGCAGCUGGAGGCGGCGGCGGCGGCGCGGAGCGAGGUGGAGGGGUCGCUGCGGCAGGCGCGGACGCAGUGGGAGCAGGAGCGGGCGGGCAUGGUGGACGAGCGGAAGGCCGCUGACGCCAGCUGGAAGGGCAAGGUGGAGGCGCUGGUGGAGGAGGUGCAGCGGGAGAAGGCGGCGGGGCGGGAGGCGGGCAAGCGCGCGGCGGAGGCGGAGGCGGAGGCGGCGGCGCGCAUCGAGCAGCUAGAGGGCUCGCUGGCGGGGACGGAGCAGCAGCUGCGGGAGAGCGAGGAGGAAGCCAAGAGCCUGGGCGGACAGCUGGCCUCCCUGCAGUCCAGCAGCGAGGCCCAGGCGGCGCAGAUCGCCUCCCUGGAGCAGCAGCUGGUGGCGCUGCAGCAGCAGCUGGCGGCGGCGGCGGAGGGCGCGGAGGGGGAGGCGGCGGCGGCGCAGGCGGCAGCAGCGGCGGCGGCGGCGGAGCAGGCGCGGCUGAAGGGCGCGCUGGCGGCGACUGAGGGGCAGCUGGAGGAGACGAAGGGGGAGCUGGGCGCGACUAAGACCGAGCUGGAGCAGCUCCGGCAGCAGCUGGUGCGCACGCGGGUGGACGGGGACGCCAUCGCGGGGCAGCUGCGGGCGCGGGUGACGGCGCUGGAGGCGGACGUGGCGCGAGCCACCAGCACCGGCAAGAGCGAUGCGCUGGAGGCGGCCACAAAGGUGCGGGAGCAGUACGAGCGGCAGUUGGCGGAGGCGGCUGAGGCGGCCCGGAAAGCGGCUGAGGCGGCCCGGCGGGAGCGGGACGAGGCGGUGGAGGCGGCGCGGCGGGAUGCGGCGGCGAGGUUGGCGGGCGCGGAGGGCAGUGCCAAGAGCCAGAUAGAUGAGCUACGUCGCAAGCUGGAGCAGGACCGAGCUGCCGCCGUGUCCUCCCUGGAGUCCGCCCACGCCCGGGCGCUGGCGGAGGCGGGCGCGCAGCGGGAGGAGCUGGCUCGGCGGCUGGCGGCUGUGGAGGCGCUGGCUGCGGAGGAGCGGCGGCGCGGGGAGGGGCUGGAGCAGCAGCUGGCGGUGGCGAGGAAGCAGGCGGAGGAGCACGGACAAAACGCCAGCGAGACCAGGGUCCAGCUGGAGUCCCGCUUGGAGGCGCUCACGGCGCGCGAGGCCGCCCUCUCCAACGACCUCGCAGCCGCCCGUGCCGCCGCGGCAGCAGCGGAGGCCCGCGCUGCACAGGCGGAGCAGCAGAUCCGCGAGCUGCAGGCGCAGCUGGCAGCGGCACUUAGCAAGGCGGAGGAGGACAAGCGUACGGCAGAGGCGCACCUGGUUUCGGAGCUCGAGCGAGUGCGCUCCGAAGGCGCCGCCGCCACUCAGUCGGCGCUGCGCAUGGCGGCGAGCGAGGCGGAGGCGCGGCUGGCUGCUGAGCUGGCGUCGCUGCGGGCGCAGAUGAGCGCGGCGGGGGGCGCGGCGGAGGCAACCAUGCGGCGGGAAGUCGAGGAGGCGCGGCGGCGAGCCGAGGACGCGCGUAAGAAGAUGGAGGCGGAGAUGGAGGAGCUGAAGCGGACGCACCGGGAGGAGCUGGACGAAAUGCGGGCAAUGUACGAAUCGCGGUUAGAGCUCCAAAGCGAGGCCGCCGCCGCCGACCUCGCCGCCGCCGCCAGCGCCUCCGCCGCCUCGCAAGCCUCCGUGGAGGAAGCCGCGCGGACCCGCCUGGCGGAGGCGGUGGCGGCAACGGAGGCGGCGGCGGAGGCGCGCGGCCGCGAGGCGGCGGAGGCCCUCCGCAAGGAACUGACGGCGGAGCGGGAGCGGGCGCUGGCGGAGGCGGCGGCCAAGUACGAGGCGGAGGCGCGUCGUACGGCAGCGGAGGCGGCGGAGGAGCGGGAGCGGCUGCGGUCGUACCAUGCGUCGGUUACGGAGCAGCUCGGGGAGCAUAAGGCGCGGGAGCUGGAGGAUGUGAAGCGGGCCCAUGAAGCCAUGCUGGCGGCCGCCUCCCGCCGUCACGAGGAGGCGCUUGCCUCCCUCUCCGCCAGCCACGCCGCGCAGGUGGCUCAGCUGAGUGCGCAGCUGGAGGCGGCGGGGCGGGCGGCGGCGGCGGAGGGCAAGAAGCUGGCGGCGGCGGAGGAGGAGCGCAAGGGGCUGACGGGGCGGGUGGAGGCGCUGACGGCGGCGCUGGCCAACAAGGCGGCGGAGAUGGCGGACACGGUGUUCAAGCUGAAGCAGGACGCCUCCUCCGAGCGCGAGCGGCUGCUCUACUCCUACAAGGCCGACAAGGAGGCCCUCGUGGCGGAGUCGCAGCAGCUGGCCUCGCAGCUGCGAGCCCAGAUGGAGGCGGCGGCAGCGGACGCGGAGGAGCGCUACAGCCAGCUGCAAGCCGCGCAUGAGGAGCUGCGGGCGCGCUGGGAAGCGCGGGAGCCGCGGGAGGAGGAUGUACGACGGAUCGCGGAACUGGAGGCGAAUGUACGGCACCUGGAGGAUCUGGUACGGAGCUCUGAGGAGCGCAUGGCGCAGCUGCGGGCGGAGCUGUUGUUGCGGGAGGAGAACUACAACAAGCACUUUAAGAACGGGGGCGCGGGUGAGAAGGUGUUGAAUGUAGACAUGGCGCUGAAUGCGCAGAGUGGGGUGAUGGAUUGGAUGCUGGGGAACAAGAACAAGGGGCAUAGGAGCACGGGAGGGGAUGGGCACCGACCGGGGGGAAGCGGGCGGAAGUAGGGUGCGAGCGAGCGCUGAGGUUGCUGCGGUACUGUCCGGGGUGAUGAUGGGUUGAUGGCUGCAGCAGCAGCAGCUGCUGCUCGGCAGCCAUUCUCGGAGGUUACUCGGAUUGUUUCUAGGUGCAAGUACAGCGGAUGGCUUGCGGUGGGCUGGGUAGUACCGGAAUGGGCGCCUUCUGCCUGUGAGCCGCACUACCAGUGUCUGAGGGUGCAAACGUGCGUGACGAGCGCGUGUGCUUAUUGUGUAUAUGCAUGCGUGUGUGUGGUCCCGUGCGAGAUGAGAAACCAGAUGUGGAAGAGUGAAAGGAGCAGGGUCUAGAUAGGCGCAGCGUUGGGUAGGGGGAGUUGACAUGCGCCUCCUACACUUGGAGUGUCCCCCUUUGGCGGCACGGCGCGUGACAGUAUAAUAGCUUUGAGCGGCUUUCGACGACGUUGCUACGCAUGAGCUUUGCUACAGAUAGUUCAUAGCGGCAAAUGGGAUGGUUUAGGGUUAGCCGUUACCCAAUUUGGACAACCCCUGUCCAAACACAACACUCGCGCAGGUGUCUGGAUGCUGUGAACACUCAACCGGCAGCAAUUCAGCAGUUGUGUGGCACUGCUGACGUAGCCGGUUU